Molecule: messenger RNA, 1467 nt
Organism: Capronia coronata CBS 617.96
Lineage: Eukaryota; Fungi; Ascomycota; Eurotiomycetes; Chaetothyriales; Herpotrichiellaceae
Exons: 1
Coding region: 1-1467 (488 amino acids)
Biological process (GO): macroautophagy
Cellular component (GO): fungal-type vacuole membrane
Source: RefSeq, a predicted model, not a curated record
AUGAGAGUCGUUCUAUCAGUCCUGUCAGCGGCAGCUGUCGCCUCAGCUUUCGUGAUCCCAGAUCAAGCUACUCUCGAGGCUUUGUCCAUUCAAAAUCAAGACGUUGAACAACCCAAAGAGCAUCCGUUCUGGGACAAAGCCCAUCAAGCCGAGAACUUCUGGGAAGACCUUGAAGAAGAAUUCACAAAGGCAGCGAACUGCGCAAAACAUAAGUUCAGUGAGGUAGUUGAGUCGGUCCAUGACACGGCUGUCAAGUAUGGCGAACAAUUCCAGGAUGCCUUUGCAGGUGAAGCUUGGAUAGAUACUGCAGACUAUGACCUUGAUUUGGUCGAUGAGCCUCCUCACCACGGCCCUCCACACCACGGUCCGCCUGGUCGUCACCCACCAGGAAAGAAGCCGCACCACCCUCCGCAUCACCACACUCCCAAUGAGACCGUGUACCAGUUGAUCUCCAAGAGCAAGUACACUACGAAGCUGGCUGCCGUGAUCGACGAGUUUCCCGACCUUGUCGAUCUUCUCAAUGGUACAAAGGCCAAUUACACCGUGUUUGCCCCAACCGACCGAGCGUUUGAAAAGAUCCCCAAGCAUGCUCCAAAGCCACCCAAGGAGUUCUUGAAGAAGCUCCUCACGUACCAUGUGUCGACUGAAUUCUACCCAGCAGGUCGUGUGCUGGUCAGUCGCACCAUCCCGACUGCUCUCGAAGCUGAAUACAUCGGCAAGGUGCCACAGCGGAUCUCUACUCAAAUCUCACUGAAAGGCUUGACCCUUAACUUUUACUCCCGCGUUGUUGCCAUUGACAUCUUUGGCACCAACGGAGUCAUUCAUGGCAUCGAUAGUCUUCUCCUUCCGCCGCCUAAGGUGGUCGACAUUCUUUCUCUCCUGCCAGGGGAGUUCAGUACCCUCGACCUUGCUCUGGAGAAGACUGGCCUCUAUCCAAUCUUCAAUGACACCUCAAGCCACAAGGGAGGCACACUUUUCGCGCCGUCCAACUUUGCCUUCCAACGUCUUGGAUCCAAGAUCAACGCUUUCCUCUUCAGCAAGUUCGGCCAGAAAUACCUCAAGGCGUUGAUCCUGUAUCAUGCAGGCGACAAUAUCACCCUCUACUCGGAUGCCAUCUACAAGCUCGAUUCGGCUGCUGCUCCACAUCACAUGGUCCCCAAGGGACACAUCCACGUUGAUCUCCCCACGGGUCUGGAAGGCAAGAGCUUGAGUAUUGACAUUGGUCGAUACGGCCGCUUAAUCACCAUGAAGAUCAAUGCCUUCACCCGCGUCAGUGUACUUGAUGGUAUUGCUGCUGAUGGUGUCAUCCACGUGGUCCCGAACGUGCUGAUCCCACCCAAGACACCCGGUGGUCCUGGAGUUGCCGAGGAUGACAUGGACCUUGAAGAGUUCAAGGCAAGGAUGGCUCCUCUCGUUGAGGGAGGAGAUGACAGCUCCGAAUGGGAGGAAGAUGUUGCCGAGCUAUAG